AUGGCGUCGAUAUUCACCUAUGACCCCGAUCCCCCGCGGAUCUCCUCUCCUUGGCUCUCCCCCGAGGAUCCAGGAACUCCCCAGGAACUGUCACGGCAGUCCACCUCGGGCCAGGCAUCCGCAGAACCGGGUUUGCUGUCUGAUUACGGCGUGACCAAGUUGGAGGCUGAACCUCAGGACGGGCCUACUGAGUACAAGCUACAUCUCCUUCUGCGGCCGAGAAGGGCAUACAAAUCGAUGACAACUAUACCCGCCCAGUCCCAAACCAAAGCCUCUCUCGCAUCCCAGGACAAUAGCACCAGUCUUUCCGCUCAUCCUACACGCACCUCUACACCAGCCCCAGCCCAGCAACCACGUCAGCAGCGGCUGCUGCAUCUGACUACGCAGCUCUUAUGGAGACUGCAGCAGUCGUCCCCAUAUCAUGCCUCCAGUUCCAAAGAAAUACCCAUGCCCAAACUCCCCGAUGACAAUGUGGCACUUGAACCCCUGAAAGAGCCGGAUAGCCUUGUUCCUGGCUUGGAUGAAUCAAGAGGAGCCCUGUAUGAGAUUGGUGUGUCCGACGACGGUACCCUAGUCGGACUCACUAAAGAUGAGAUGGACGAGAGUAUCAAGACCCUUAAAGUGAUGGCUUCUAGUCUUGGAUGCACGGUUGAAGUGUUGCGUAUGGUCAUUGUUGGUAAUUGCGAGUGGAUAGAGCAGGUCGAUGGCGCUGGUGAUGAACUUACUAGGCACGGUAAGCUCUGGGUAGCUGAGGCACUUGUGACUCCCAAUCUUCGCAUCUUUCGCCAGCUCGGCCAGAAUGGGGAGGCUUCCAAGAACAUCCGGGCCCCCUCAGCAUCCCAAGACGCCUCUGUUGGCGAUGCGACCCCUAGUCAGGGAAUCUCGCUGACUCCCCAACUGAGAGUCACCUUCACGGGGCCAACCACUUCUGGCAAAUCUAGUCUCCUUGGAACCCUGUCCACGGGAACACUGGAUAAUGGUCGAGGAAAGAGUCGGCUCAGUCUCCUAAGACAUCGUCAUGAAAUGGUGUCUGGGGUGACCAGUUCUAUUGCCCAGGAGCUGAUCGGGUAUAAGGAUCAAGAAAUCCUCAAUUUCUCUCAGGGCAAUAUUGAGUCAUGGAUGGAUAUCCAUGAUUGCGCUGAUGGCGGUCGACUUGUCUUUGUAUCUGAUUCAGGAGGGCAUCCCAGGUACCGUCGAACCGUCCUGAGAGGCCUCAUGAACUGGGCACCGCACUGGAGCAUUCUCUGCAUCGCCUCAGAUGACGGUGACCCGGCAUCCAUGAGACCCGGCGGGACGUCGACUGCGCAGGACGUCCUUGGGGCGGCCGCGGCAGGCGUAGAUCUCGUCAGCGCACACUUGACGCUGUCUCUCAAGUUGGAAGUGCCAAUGGCCAUUGUCGUCACUAAACUGGACCUCGCCUCAAAAACAAGUCUGCAGAAGACCAUGUCCAAGAUCUUGACAGCCAUCAAAGCUGCUGGUCGAGUUCCCAAAAUUCUCCAGCCUGACCAGAGCCGGCAUGAGGAUCUGCAGAAGAUCCCCCAGCAAGACCACGACAAAGUGCAGAGUAUCAUCAAGGCCAUUGCCGAAAGUGGAAGCUUGACACAAUAUGUCCCUAUCGUCCUUACAAGCGUAGUGAAAGGGACAGGUGUUGGCCUGGUACAUGCCCUCCUUGAAAGUCUGCCUUUGCCGUCUCCGCCGACAUCUCGUGAUUUUGUUGGGAUGGCGCUCAACCCAGAGCAGCCCAACAGUCUGUUCCACAUAGAUGACACCUUCUCCCUUCCGUCUUCGUUUGGGACUCUGGCUGGAGGUGGUUCCGAGGCGGAGGCCCGAGGCGUCGUCAUAUCCGGGCAUCUUCGCUUCGGGGAUCUGUCCGUGGGUGAUGAGGUUGUCGUGGGCCCAUUCCCACCAGAGGAGCAAGAAUCCGGGGAUUUCAGAACGGAUGAUAAGGCAUCCCCUGGGAACUACGGUCUGUCAAUCUCACACCCGGCCUCUUCUCAGCUUGCCAAGAUAAGCCUGGAGAAUGCUGUCUCUGCAUCGACAAUAGCUGGCGAGUGGCACAAGGCGCGCAUUGUGAGUGUCAGGAACCUGCGAUUACCGGUACGGACACUUAAGGCCGGCCAAGCUGGUUCAAUUGGUCUGGUGUUGGAACCAGGCGAGGCCAGCACAAGCGGCUCGAUCCCGAGGAUCCGAAGAGGGAUGGUCUUGGCUAUCCCUUCAAAACAUAUGGUGGACACGGGGCUCUCACUUCAAGCUGCCAGCGGAUUCACGGCCACCUUCACCGACCCGGACAUGGAAUCGUUGGUCGUGGGCUCUUUGGUCAAUGUGUACGUGGCAAGUGUUAGAGCCACAGCUCGGGUCAGAGGCAUUUCACGCCACUCCAAGCGGCCAGAGUUUGGGCAGACGGCGACUGAAGAUAUUGACGUGUUCAACCUCAGUGAGGAUUUUGAGGAGUUGGAAAGUUCCAACGGAACAGGCGGCGUUUCACGGACCGAGGUCUUUCUGGAGCUAUUGCACAACCGAGAGUGGGUGGAACUGGGCUCACGGGUCAUCAUCUUAGAGGGGGGAAGUCAGGAUAGAUCGGGCCUCGAGGGUUAUGUGGGCAAGAUUAUAGAGAUUGUCGACUGA
Molecule: messenger RNA, 2625 nt
Organism: Clonostachys byssicola
Lineage: Eukaryota; Fungi; Ascomycota; Sordariomycetes; Hypocreales; Bionectriaceae
Source: the annotation of a GenBank genome assembly